CUUUGCUCCGAGUGCCAGCCACAUUCCCAUUGCCAAUCCAUCCCGACCGCAAAAACCUCCGACCUACAAUUCCCGCCUGUUUCUUUCGUCACCGUCGAAUGAUCUCCAACCCUCUUAACCUCACCACCUGAUUGAUCUUUUGACAAAGGAGACAACAAAAAGGACAAGCUAUCUCACCCUAACUCGGUCUGCAUCCUUGCAGCAAAUUCGACUACCUCACAUCGCAAAUACAUACACAACCUCCAGCACAAAGAUGAAUGCACCGAGGAUACUCAGCAGAGUGGCGUUUCGUCGCUCCUGCACGGCAUUGCAGUGCGCCUCUGCUCGUCGCGCCUACGGCAGCCCUUCUUUCCAGUCAUACCCUCUCUACUCAAACAACACACUUCCUCCGGCACGAGGCGACGGCAUCCCCGAGAGCUCCAUCGCAUCGCCGGAUGCUCUGCCGAAGGUCAACGAGACGAGACCCCCCAAGAUCCCCUCGCAAAUCGCGACGGCCCACCAACAAUCCUCGACACCGAGCACUCUUUCCUCUACAUCUUCCGCCACACAACAAUCCUCAACGACGACAAAGACGCCAGCGAGCGCUUCCACAACAGCCUUCAAGGCCGCGACGACGUCAUCAACAGCAACCGCCGCCACCACCAAGACCACCUCCGCGCCAAAGAUCACCGAAGCAGCAGCCCAAACCCCCAAGCCAGCCGCCCGCCCAAAGCGCACGCUCCGUGCACGUAAGGCGGCGAUGAAGCUCAGCCCCGCGGCGGUAGAGCAGCUGCGCGCGAUGCUGGACCAGCCGGAGCCGAAGCUCAUCAAGGUCGGCGUGCGGAACAGGGGGUGCUCGGGCCUGGCGUACCACCUCGAGUAUGUCGAGAAGCCGGGGAGCUUCGACGAGGAAGUGGUGCAGGACGGCGUCAAGGUGUUGAUUGACAGCAAGGCGCUGUUUAGCAUUAUUGGCAGCGAGAUGGAUUGGGUUGAGGAUAAGUUGAGCCAGCGGUUCGUGUUUAAGAACCCGAAUAUCAAGGAACAGUGUGGCUGCGGCGAGUCUUUCAUGGUUUGAGGGAGGUUGUCAUACACGACAGACUGAAUGAGCCGCCUGCGAGAGAAGAGACAGCAUGAGCAUGCGCUGCUUUAGUAAGCGGAUCAAUG
Molecule: messenger RNA, 1143 nt
Organism: Colletotrichum godetiae
Lineage: Eukaryota; Fungi; Ascomycota; Sordariomycetes; Glomerellales; Glomerellaceae
Exons: 2
Coding region: 254-1054 (266 amino acids)
Biological process (GO): iron-sulfur cluster assembly
Cellular component (GO): mitochondrion; cytoplasm
Molecular function (GO): 2 iron, 2 sulfur cluster binding
Source: RefSeq, a predicted model, not a curated record